Molecule: messenger RNA, 2781 nt
Organism: Aureobasidium melanogenum CBS 110374
Lineage: Eukaryota; Fungi; Ascomycota; Dothideomycetes; Dothideales; Saccotheciaceae
Product: DUF1620-domain-containing protein
Exons: 2
Coding region: 1-2781 (926 amino acids)
Biological process (GO): protein folding in endoplasmic reticulum
Cellular component (GO): EMC complex
Molecular function (GO): protein binding
Source: RefSeq, a predicted model, not a curated record
AUGCGAAUCCCAUCUGUGCUUGUCGCAGCAGUGAGCUUGGUGCUGCCAGCAUGCCAGGCUGUCUUUGUCGAUGAUGCGUGGAAGGUAGACUGGCACCUUGCCCUCGUCGGCGCACCCCACGAACACACGACCUUCUUCCACCAGCCCGUUGUCGCAUCCAAAGCAUCUUUGCUCUACACUCUCUCGGACAAGACAAUUCUCGGAGCCAUCAACCCCAAGGAUGGCUCGCUCAGAUGGCGCCAGCAAUUAUCGCCCGCUGCCAAUUCGACGUCGAUCUUCCUCCGACCCGCCCAGGACCACCACCUCGUAAUCAGCGCCGUCGACGGUCAGGUCGCUGCAUGGAACGCUGCCGACGGUCGUCAAGCAUGGUCUGUUGAUCUGGAAGACGCCACAGUGAAAGACUUGGAGAUUGUCGAAAUCCCUGAGGCCAACGAGCAGGGUGGAAGCAAGGACGCCAUCGUCUUGACCGGAGCUCCUCUGCCUACCGUCCAGAGACUUGGCCGCCAGGACGGUGCCCGAAAGUGGCUAUACAAAGAUGAGAGCGGAGAUGUUCCCUUCCAGCUCUCCGUCUCGUCCACCCACAUCUUCUACAUUUCCCUACACACUUCGAUGCUGGGAGGUCUUAAGAUCAAGGUUGCUUCCUUGGACCCUGUUACCGGACACAAGAUUGAUCAGUACACAUUGGCUACCGAAGGUGACCUUGCUUCAACUGCCGAUAUCUUGUCCGUUGGCGCAAAUUCUGCCUCGCCCAUCAUCGCAUGGACCGACAAGGCUCGUUCUACUCUCAAGGUCAACGUCAUUGGUUCCAAGGCCGUUUCUACCUUCGAUGUCGAAGCUGGUAAGGACGUGCUGAGUCUCUCGUUGCAUGCUCCCUACCACGUCAAUGCACGCCCUCAUUUCCUUGUUCACUACCAAACGCGCUCGCAGAACUGGGCCGAGGUCUACCAUGUCGAUCUCGUCAAGUCUACCGUGUCCAAGGCUUAUUCCCUUCCUAAGUUGGCAGGCAGCGCCGCCUUCUCUGCCAGUACCUCUGAAGCAAACGUGUAUUUUACGCGUAUCUCUGAAUCUGAAGUGACGAUCGUCUCGUCCGCUUCGCACGGUAUUCUUGCCAGAUGGCCUUUGAAGGGCGCUGUAGGUAUCACUCUGCAAGGCGACCAUGCUCCUGUUCAUGCAGUGUCUGAAGUGUCUGUCAAGGCUGACACUGUUUCUGCUGUGCGCUCCGCAGUCUAUCUGGCGUCUGGCGAGUGGGUUAUGAUCCGUGACGGCAUUCCUGUAUGGGAAAGACCAGAAGCUCUGAGCAGUAUCAAGUCUGCUGUCUGGGCAUAUCUUCCUGCUCCUGAAGGCCUUGUGCACGAGCUCGAGAUCGAAGGCCACUCAAACCCUGUCCAGGCUUAUAUCCACAGAGUCAAAAGACACGUUGCAGCCUUGGAGACUCUCCCAGCAUACCUGACAGCCUUGCCCGGUCGCAUCGCUAGCAGCAUUGGCUUCGGAUCGUCUGAUGCUGAUGUGGAUUCGACGAACAUCUUUGGCUUCCACAAGAGAAUUGUUUGUGCUACUGAAAGUGGUCGCUUGAUUGCACUGGACGCAGGUGGUAAGGGAAGCGCGGUUUGGGACGUCAAAAUCGACAACAAUGCAGCUCCCUCACCUUGGCAAUCGCCCAAGCUUGUCGCACGUCCUGAUGGCACAAUUGUCGCAAGCAGCAUUGAUGGAAGUCAGCACAAACUCUUUAACGCAUCCACUGGCGUUGAGAUUCCCUACACUGAACUCGCACUCUCUUCAGGCCUUAAUCAUGAUGCCAAGUUUGCUUAUGGCAUAGAGGAUGGCAAAGUCAUUGGUGGUCCCAUUGCCGAGGCUGCUUCGUGGAAAUUCUCGCCUGGUAAUGGUGAGACGGUCUACAGCCUGACUCCUCGUCCACUCGAAGACCCGGUUGCUUCCAUCGGAAAAGUUCUUGGAGACCGCAAGGUUCUCUACAAAUACCUUAACCCCAACACUCUUCUUGUCAUCACUACCUCCAAGGCCACAUUGUCGGCCACCAUCAGUGUGCUUGACGCGUUGUCGGGAUCCGUGCUUUAUGUUGCUUCGCAUCAAGGCGUUGAUGCAAAUAUGCCCAUCGCCUCGACCAUGUCUGAAAACUGGUUCGCUUACUCAUUCGCUUCGCAGCCAACAGCAGACGGCGUCAAGGGUUAUCAACUGGUCAUUGGCGAGAUGUUUGAAUCGCCAUUCUCAAACGACAGAGGCCCCCAAACAGCUACCAAGAACUCAUCAGAGGUUGACUACAGUUAUCAGCCUCAUGUCGUCUCCCAGUCUUACCGCAUUCGCGAGCCGAUCUCAAAGUUGGCGGUCACGCAGACCAGACAAGGAAUCACGUCGAGAGCAUUGUUGGCUGUGCUGCCCGAAUCUAACGCGAUAGUUGGCAUUCCCCGCCAGGUCAUUGACCCUCGUAGACCUGUUGGAAGAGAUGCCACCAAGGAUGAGAUGAUGGAGGGUCUGAUGAAGUACACACCAGUCCUUGAGUUUGACCCCAAAUGGUAUCUCAACCAUCAACGUGAGGUUUACGGAGUCGAGACCGUAACGACCAGCCCGGCUGUUCUUGAAAGCACCAGCUUGGUCUUUGCCUACGGCCUUGACGUGUUCAGCACUAGAAUUAGCCCGAGUUUCUCAUUCGAUGUUCUCGGCAAGGACUUUAACAAGCUCCAAAUGCUGGCAACAGUAGCGGCACUUGCUGUGGCCACUGUCGCUGUCGCACCUCUACAAAUCAACACAAGAUGGCAGUUCCUGUAG